Molecule: messenger RNA, 4632 nt
Organism: Anolis sagrei ordinatus
Lineage: Eukaryota; Metazoa; Chordata; Lepidosauria; Squamata; Anolidae
Gene: TRIB2
Product: tribbles pseudokinase 2
Biological process (GO): regulation of MAP kinase activity; protein phosphorylation; positive regulation of proteasomal ubiquitin-dependent protein catabolic process
Cellular component (GO): nucleus
Molecular function (GO): ATP binding; mitogen-activated protein kinase kinase binding; protein kinase activity
Source: RefSeq, a predicted model, not a curated record
GCAGUCGGGCGGCGGGCAGGCUUUGUAUUUGUUCGGGGCUCGCGCCGCCAAUGCAGAGCUGCUGCAGCCGCCGUGUUGCAAAGCGAAGCGAGAGGAUCCCGGCCACGUAAGCCGCUAUUAAUACCCGCCGUGCUGGGGGAGAGGAUGCCUUGCUGAAAGGGGGGUGGGCUCGGCCAUCCCUCCCUCCUUUCUUUCUUCCUUUCCUUUGCCCCCUCCUCAGCCCCGUCUACCUCCAGAGAGAGACGCCUGCAAGGCAUAUUUAUGUAUUUGCAUGCAUGCUCCGAACAGCUUGCGCCGUCCCUUUGCCUUGCGAAGGAAAGCAAGAGAACGAAAGGGGAUCCCCUUCCAUCAUUCUCGUUUGGGUGCUGAUUGUGAAUAUAUUUAUGGGGAGCUGAAGGAAGAGCACCAGACGCCAUCUACAGUUGAAAAGGAAGGUUAGAAAGAGCCAAACAUCACCCCCAUCACAAAGUAAAGAACGGGAAAUCCUGCCUGCUGGGGAAAGAAAGAAAGAAAGAAAAGAGUGAAUGCUUCUUUUGGAGAGAGAGAGAGAGGCGUGAUCAAGGCUGAGAGAAUAACUUCAAUACUAUUGUGUUGAUUCCACAGAGGAGGAGAAAAAAAAGCGAGUUGAUGCUUUGCAAUAGUGGGAAGACUUUGCAUUGCAAGCGAAUCCUGUUUGAGAAUUGUUUUGCGUGAAGCCUUUGCAAGAGGAGGGAUUUUCUACGUUGAUAUUCUGCUCAAAGCCAAGGCUGAGAGCAACCCAACGCUCAAGAUAUUCUUAUACUAAGGAUUCAGAAAGAAGUGAAGACUUCAGCAAAGGCGGAGAGGAGCUUAACUAUUAUAACCAAACAGUGGGUGCUUUGCAAGGAAGGAAGACUUUGCAUCCAAUACUAUUUUGAAUUAUUAUUAUUAUUAAUAUUGCUUUGCAAUCGAGCAGUGUUUUGUUUGCACUGACUCCCGAGAGAGAGAGAGAUCUCCAGCCUCCAAGGAAGACAAGAAGGGAGGGAAGGAGGGAGCUCCCUCUUUGCCCAAGCCUGGCCGGCCCGCGAGGAGUGUGCCGGCGGCGUGCUUGGCCGCGCGGGGCUUUUCCCCGGAGGGAGGAGGAGGAGGAGGGAAGCCUCGCGCCCCCCUCGCGCCUUCCUUCCCCAUGAACAUACAACGCUCGCCGCCGAUCCCCAUCGCGCGCUAUGGGAGGCCCCCGCGGAGCAAGACCCAGGACUUCGAGGAGCAGCUGGCUGCUUCCGCCGCUUCCUCCGCCGCCGCCAGGCCCCCUUCUUCCUCCUCUUCUUCUUCCUCCUCCAACGCCGCCGAGCCCAGCCCCAGCUUCAGCCCCAACCUCGGCUCGCCCAGCCCGCCAGAGACUCCCAGCUUGUCGCAUUGCGUUUCUUGCCUCGGGAAAUACUUGCUGCUGGAGCCGCUGGAAGGAGACCACAGCUUCCGAGCCGUGCAUCUGCACAGCCAGGAGGAGCUGGUCUGCAAGGUGUUUGAUAUUGGCUGCUACCAAGAAUUACUCGCGCCAUGUUUUUGCCUGCCUCCUCAAGACAACAUCAACCAAAUCACUGAAAUCAUCCUUGGGGAGACAAAAGCCUAUGUGUUUUUUGAGCGGAGCUAUGGGGAUAUGCAUUCCUUUGUUCGUACCUGCAAGAAGCUAAAGGAGGAGGAGGCAGCCAAACUCUUCCACCAGAUAGCAUCUGCUGUAGCGCACUGUCACGACGGUGGACUGGUACUGCGGGAUCUCAAGCUGCGGAAAUUCAUUUUCAAGGAUGAAGAAAGGACUCGAGUAAAACUAGAGAGCCUUGAAGAUGCAUACAUUUUGAGAGGAAAUGAUGACUCCCUUUCCGAUAAGCAUGGAUGCCCAGCAUACGUGAGCCCAGAGAUCUUGAAUACAAACGGCAGCUACUCUGGCAAGGCAGCAGACGUUUGGAGUCUAGGAGUCAUGCUUUACACAAUGCUCGUCGGACGCUACCCUUUCCAUGACAUUGAGCCUAGUUCCCUCUUCAGCAAAAUCCGCCGAGGGCAGUUCAGCAUUCCAGAGACUUUAUCCCCAAAGGCAAAAUGCCUUAUACGUAGCAUCCUGCGCCGGGAGCCCUCGGAGAGGCUGACUUCGCAGGAAAUUCUGGACCAUCCUUGGUUUUCCACAGAUUUUAAUGUGUCGAAUUCAGGAUAUGGUGCUAAGGAAGUAACGGAUCAGCUGGUGCCUGACGUCAACAUGGAGGAGGAAGAGGACCCUUUCUUUAACUGAGCAUUAGGACUAGUGUUUGAGUGGCGCGUGGUCCAGAAAAGACAACGUUGAAGGGAGUCCUUUCUGACCAUGCAGAAUUAUAGUGGUGUCUUGACCUGGCUUGAAAGCAAAAAGACAACUUGAAGGAGUGGCUGUUUUGUGGGUUGUUUUGCUCUUUUGUUUCAGUUUUUGGUUGGAGAAGGAAUGAGCUAACACAACAAAUGUAGCAUGAGGAUGACUAGAUGGGACGAAUCCUUGCUAUCAGGUUAGAUUGACAUGGAAAUAGAAAGAGGCAGCAGCAUGGAGCAACAGUAGCUGCUCAUCUUUAUGGAGCCAAGGACACUGAACCUUCACGUUCCAGUGCAGCCACUAAUCCACUCCCAAUUCUGUUUCAUUCAGAUACUUAAUGGUUCCAAGUAAAUAGAGACUUUUGCCUCAAUUUGCAUCUUGGCAUCGCACUGUUAGAUAUAUUUAACUUCAGCCAUUAUUCAGGGAAGGUACAAUUAGCUAUCAUGUUGUUAUAUUAAUUUUUGUUUCCUGUUUCUAAAAUCUGACGUUUAAUAAUUUCAGUGGGAUUAAUCUUCAGGAGGGCGGGUGGGAAGAGCACAAAGGGAAGACAUGGGAAGCUGGGUGCUAAGUGGAAAACUUUAUUUCAUGUCUCGGAACAGCUAGUUUUGAAUUCAGUUCUAAAGAAGCGGCUUUGAUUUUUGAGAGGAGAAAACGGUGUUUGAAAUGCUCUUUUCCCUUAAGGCAGAAAGGGACUGGCACUUCACAAGUUGGGUAGUAUAUAUUUUUGUCCCCCUUUGCUGAUGGAAGAACACUUACUUUUGGGUUAAAUACAGUUAUCUCCCUCAGCUGAUGGAAGGCUCUUUAAUGCAGCAGACACAAGAUGCUGAAUAGUGGAUGGAGAUUCCUUCUCCAACUUCCAUCUUCAAAGGGUGGAUGACUCUUUGGAGCAGUAUGGAAGGUCAAUGGCAUCAUAAGGGGCUUCAGAGAAAAUACAGAAUCUAUGAGCCUCCUCUUCAUGGGAAUCCCCUGCUAUGAUGUAGAGUCUUUCAUCAGCAGAACACAGUUGGAUACGACCCAUUCUGGAAGAGUCUUGCAGUUUUGGUCAAUGGCUUUGUUGCAGGAGGCAAUUACAGGUCAGCCUUCCAGAUAUGUUUGCUAAGCAAAUCAUAAUUCUUGAAAGAAAUAAAACAGGUGAUUUGAAAUACUGGCUUCCAUGUUACCACACUGCACAUAAAAUUUGACCAUAUUUGUGGACAGCAGUGAGAGGACAUCAUUUCAGAGAGAGAGAGAGAGGAUUGAAACCUAAUCCAGGAACCAACGAUUCCUCAAGACUACCUUAAACAUGAGCGGAGUGGGUCUUUAUUACUUAAAGAGGAGAGAGAGAGAGAGAAAGACAGACAGAGGUGUUUUCCUUUCUUCCCUCUUAGUUUUAUGGAAAGGCAGUGACUUGGGUUUUCUUGCUUUUGUUUUUGUUUUAUGAAAAGGAUGCUGUUAGUUUUCUUCUCAUUGACAUUUUAAUAAGCUGAACAUUACUAGGACACAGAUCUGUCUCCUAAAAAGUACACAGUAAUAUGCACCUUUCGUAUUGUCAAGACUUUAUUUAUUGAUGAAACUGUCACGGUUGUGAUGAAUUAAGCCAGUACUUCAAUUACGGGUUGACUUGGGGUGACAUGUUACAAGCUGUAGUUGACACGCUUUCCUUUUACUUUUCAGGUAUUCCUUGUCCCUGAAUGACAUAUUUUUUACUUUUAAUUUUUCGCCCUGUUCUCUCCCUUCCUUAGAGAGCUUUUGUUUUGAUUUCGACUGGCAAAAUGAUUUUUUAUUACUGCUUUUUAUAUUGCUAUAUGAUACUUGGGGCGGGGGGACAAAACAAAACAGGUCUCUUGGCAUAACUAUUUGUGUUUUCCAGUACCUCAGUUGUUCUGAUGUUACUGCCUGUAUGCGUUUUUGUGAAGUGGUCAUGUUUUUGGAUAGGUACAUGUGGACUCUGUAGUAUGUAAAUGUUACUUGAAUUUUGUGCUUAAUUAUAGUAUGUGGCAUGUGCGUACAGCUACUUGGCAUUUGAUGUAUGGAUGCUAUUUUGCCUGCCCUGCAGGAAGGUUUUGAUCCCACUCUCAAGCGGAUGGUUCAUAGUUCCUUAUCAAAGAGACAAAGCUGCAGCUGACCUGCCUUGGUUCUAUUUUGGUAUCUAAGAAAAUAUAAAGGAGUAAUGUUUUUACACUCUGAAGAUGGUGCUGUGUUGAGGGACUUCUUUUUUUAAAAAUGUUUAUUUUAUAAACUUGUAGGAAGAAAGAUUGGUGAUGUGCAUGGUGGGAUUUUACUGCCUCUGGUGCUUUGUCUUGUAUUUGGUUUAAUGUUUUUGUCCUAAUCUCUUCAAUAAACAAAAUUGUGCAUAUUUAACUAAA